AUGGCGUCCGACUCCAAGCCUGAGGGCAGCAUGCUCUGGGGUGGCCGAUUCACUGGCGGCCUCGACCCCCUGAUGGUCAAGUACAACGAGAGUAUCUUCUUUGACCGUGUCCUCUACAAGCAGGACAUUCUCGGCAGCAUUGCCUUUGCCCGCGCCAACGCAAAGUCUGGCAUCAUCACCCAGGAAGAGUUUGAGAAGAUUAGGGAGGGUCUCCUCGAGGUCCAGAAGGAGUGGGAGACUGACUCCUUUACCAUUAUCUCUGGUGUCGAUGAGGACAUCCACACUGCCAACGAGCGCCGACUGGGUGAGAUCAUUGGCAAGAACAUUGCUGGCAAGCUUCACACCGGCCGCAGCCGCAAUGAGCAGGUUGUCUGCGACAUGCGAAUGUGGCUCCGAGACGAGCUCCGAAAGAUCGAUGAGCACCUCGUCAACUUCCUCAAGGUGAUCGCCGCCCGCGCCGAGUCCGAGAUCGAGUACAUCAUGCCCGGCUACACCCACCUCCAGCGAGCCCAGCCCGUCCGCUGGAGUCACUGGAUGCUGUCCUACGGCCUGGCCUUUGCCGCCGACCUGGACCGACUCCGCGAGACCAUCAAGCGCGUCAACCGAAGCCCUCUGGGCUGUGGCGCUCUUGCUGGCAACCCCUUCAACAUUGAUCGUGAUAUGAUGGCUGAGGAGCUGGGCUUUGAGGGCCUCCUCUGGAACUCGAUGGGUGGCGUUGCCGACCGAGACUUUGUCUCCGAGUUCCUCCAGUGGGGAAGCAUGUUCAUGCAACACAUUUCUCGAUGGGCCGAGGAUCUUAUCAUCUACAACACUGCCGAGUUUGGCUUUGUCCGUCUCUCGGAUGCCUACUCUACUGGCAGCUCUCUUAUGCCCCAGAAGAAGAAUGCCGACAGCCUGGAGCUCCUCCGAGGAAAGGCUGGCCGUGCCUUUGGCCACAUGGCCGGCUUCAUGAUGACCCAGAAAGGUCUCCCUAGCACCUACAACAAGGAUCUCCAGGAGAGUCUGGAGCCCAUGAUGGACCACGUCAAGACCGUUUCAGACAGCAUUCAGAUCGCCAACGGUGUCCUCGCCACCCUGACCGUCAACCCUGAGAAGAUGAAGGCGGCCCUCGACCCCUUCAUGCUGGCCACUGAUGUGGCUGACUACCUUGUCCGCAAGGGCGUGCCGUUCCGUGAGACCCACCAUAUCUCGGGCCGAUGCGUGGCCAAGUCGGAGGAGACGGGCAUCCCCAUGAACGAGUUCUCGUACGAGCAGAUCAAGGCCAUCGAUGAGCGAUUCGAGGAGGACAUUGCCGAUGUCUUCAACUACGAGACGAGCGUCGAGAGCCGAUCGGCCAAGGGUGGCACCAGCAAGGCCACGGUUCUGGAGCAGAUUGAGGUUCUCAGGAAGAUGCUUGCCUGA
Molecule: messenger RNA, 1401 nt
Organism: Fusarium keratoplasticum
Lineage: Eukaryota; Fungi; Ascomycota; Sordariomycetes; Hypocreales; Nectriaceae
Product: Arginosuccinase
Exons: 3
Coding region: 1-1401 (466 amino acids)
Cellular component (GO): cytosol
Molecular function (GO): argininosuccinate lyase activity
Source: RefSeq, a predicted model, not a curated record